Messenger RNA from Nyctereutes procyonoides (raccoon dog), 1975 nucleotides. RefSeq names its product ELAV like RNA binding protein 3 (gene ELAVL3). Gene Ontology annotation, molecular function: RNA binding. Lineage: Eukaryota; Metazoa; Chordata; Mammalia; Carnivora; Canidae. The record is from RefSeq and is a predicted model, not a curated record. The transcript has 7 exons. Gene Ontology annotation, cellular component: ribonucleoprotein complex. The coding region runs from base 354 to 1457 and encodes 367 amino acids.
GCCCGGCCGAGGGGCGGCGGCGAAAGACAGAGCGCCGCGAUCUCUGUCAGGAAGCGCAACCUCCCCGGGCCCCGCGGGGCCGCGCAGGGGGCGUUCUCAAUCCCGCGCCCGCUCCCUCUUUCCAUCCCCUGCCGCCCGCAGGCCACCCCGGGGCCCGGCUAUCCGCGCGCGCGUCCUCGGGCUCGGGCCCGUCCCCGGCCCUCGAGGGAGCCGCCGCCUUCAUCUACACCUCUGCAGCGGCCGCGCCAGAGGCCGCCCGGGCAGGACCCCGGAGUGAGCAUCGAGCGCCCCCCAAGGAGUGCACGACCCCGGAGCCGCCCUCAACACGGACCGCGCCCGCCGGGCACACAAGAAUGGUCACUCAGAUACUCGGGGCCAUGGAGUCUCAGGUGGCGGGGGGCCCGGCCGGCCCGGCCCUGCCCAACGGGCCACUCCUUGGUACAAACGGAGCCACUGAUGACAGCAAGACCAACCUCAUCGUCAACUACCUGCCCCAGAACAUGACCCAGGAUGAGUUCAAGAGUCUCUUCGGCAGCAUUGGUGACAUUGAAUCCUGCAAGUUGGUUCGAGAUAAGAUCACAGGGCAGAGCCUUGGUUAUGGGUUUGUGAACUACUCUGACCCCAACGAUGCAGACAAAGCCAUCAACACCCUCAACGGCCUCAAACUGCAGACGAAGACCAUCAAGGUGUCCUAUGCCAGACCCAGUUCUGCAUCCAUCCGCGAUGCUAACCUGUACGUCAGCGGACUCCCCAAGACCAUGAGCCAGAAAGAAAUGGAGCAGCUCUUCUCCCAGUACGGCCGCAUCAUCACUUCUCGCAUCCUGGUGGACCAGGUCACAGGUGUCUCUCGGGGCGUGGGGUUCAUCCGCUUCGACAAGAGGAUUGAGGCCGAGGAGGCCAUCAAAGGACUGAAUGGGCAGAAGCCGCUGGGCGCAGCCGAGCCCAUCACGGUCAAGUUCGCCAACAACCCGAGUCAGAAGACUGGGCAGGCCCUGCUCACUCACCUCUACCAGUCGUCGGCCCGGCGCUACGCAGGCCCCCUGCACCACCAGACGCAGCGCUUCCGGCUGGAUAAUUUGCUCAACAUGGCCUACGGAGUCAAGAGUCCCCUGUCGCUCAUCGCCAGGUUCUCGCCCAUCGCCAUCGACGGCAUGAGCGGCCUCGCGGGUGUGGGCCUGUCCGGGGGCGCGGCAGGCGCUGGCUGGUGCAUCUUCGUGUACAACCUGUCGCCGGAGGCGGACGAGAGCGUGCUGUGGCAGCUGUUCGGGCCUUUCGGGGCCGUCACCAACGUCAAGGUCAUCCGCGACUUCACCACCAACAAGUGCAAGGGCUUCGGCUUCGUCACGAUGACCAACUACGACGAAGCGGCCAUGGCCAUCGCCAGCCUCAACGGCUACCGCCUGGGCGAGCGCGUGCUGCAGGUGUCCUUCAAGACCAGCAAACAGCACAAGGCCUGAGCCGCCGCCGCCCUCCCCACCCUCCCCGGGCAGCAGAGAGAGAGAGAAAGAGAGAGAGAGGGGCCCCGAGAGAGACAGCGCAGGCCGACCACCGACGGCACGAGGGCCCCGCGUCCCUGCGGAAGCCACAGGGUGAGCACUUGGGGUGGGAGAGUCUGCAGGGAAUGGGGGGUGCCUGGGGGUCCCCCACCCCGUCCUCCUGCCCCCACCCCAGGCUGGGCUGUUCACUCUCUCGUCUUGGUUUUGUUCACGGCGAUGGUUUUUGUUUCUUUUUUCGGCUAAAAAGAAAGCAGAGACGUGCCCCCACCCCACCUUCAACCGCCCUCCGCGGGAUGGCUUUGCGGGGGCGCUGGGGGUGCCCUCCCAGACCCCCUUGUCCAGGCCUCCCCAACACCUAGAUGAGCCUGAGGGGAGGGGGAACAGGUUUAAAAAUCCCCAAAAAAGCAAAACGGAGGAGGGGUGUGGGCAUUCCUGGCCCAGAGCCCCUGGAUAGAGUGUGAGGAGCAGGGGGAGGGGCU